AUGAACCAAAGAUUAUUGCCACCAGGUCCAUGGAAAUUGCCUAUUAUUGGAAGCUUGCAUCACUUUAUUGGAGCACUUCCACAUCAUGUUCUUAGAAAUUUAUCCGGAAAAUAUGGACCUAUAAUGCACCUGAAGUUAGGGGAAAUAGAUGCAGUUGUUGUAUCGUCUCCUCAUUUGGCAAAACAGGUACUAAAAGUUCAUGACCUUUCUUUUGCAGCAAGGACAAAGCUUGUGGCGUCUGAUAUAAUCUUUUAUCGUCAAAAAGGCGUUGCAUUUGCAGAAUAUGGUGAUUACUGGAAACAGAUGCGAAAAAUAUGCACUUCAGAGCUACUCAGUGCAAAGAUGGUCAAGUCGUUUAACUUAAUUCGACAAGAUGAGGUUCAUAAUCUUGUCGCAUCAAUUCAUUCCACGCCAAAUGUUGUGGUUAACAUGUCUGAAAUGGUUCUUCAACUUACCAGCUCUGUUAUAUGUAGAUCAGCUAUCGGAAAAGUAUGGGAUGAUAGAGACAAUUUGUUAACGAGCAUGAGGGAAGUGUUAGACGAGAAUAUUAUUAAUGAUCAUAAACAGAAUAAAGCAAAUGGGGAAAAAGGCAACAACGAGUUUGAGGGUGAAGAUUUGAUUGACGUUUUACUCAGAGUUAUGGAGAAUGAUGGACUUCAAUUUCAUAUGACAAAUGACAACAUCAAAGCAGUCAUUCUUAAUCUGAACAUUGUGAAGAAACAGCAAGUUGCUCGUUGCCUUCUGAAACUUAACUUGGGUGAUUGUGCUGGCAUUAUCUCAACAGAAUGA
Messenger RNA from Solanum lycopersicum (tomato), 789 nucleotides. The record is from RefSeq and is a predicted model, not a curated record. NCBI's taxonomy places the organism in Eukaryota, Viridiplantae, Streptophyta, Magnoliopsida, Solanales, Solanaceae.